Homalodisca vitripennis (glassy-winged sharpshooter) is the source of this 3528-nucleotide messenger RNA. Its product is annotated as unconventional myosin-Ie-like. Gene Ontology annotation, cellular component: plasma membrane; myosin complex; actin cytoskeleton. The record is from RefSeq and is a predicted model, not a curated record. The coding region runs from base 237 to 3497 and encodes 1086 amino acids. Gene Ontology annotation, biological process: actin filament organization; vesicle transport along actin filament. Lineage: Eukaryota; Metazoa; Arthropoda; Insecta; Hemiptera; Cicadellidae. The transcript is spliced from 24 exons. Gene Ontology annotation, molecular function: ATP binding; actin filament binding; microfilament motor activity.
GAGAGUGAGUCAGGAACAGCAUCAGCUGUGAGUCACUCGUAAUAGUCAUAACAUAUGAUUAUGAAUGAAUGGGUUGUAAGUUAUUGUUAUGUGGUGUUAACUGUUAAGUAAUUUAUAUUGUGUUAAAAUUAAAACGUAACCUAUGUUGAGUAUAUUCAAAGGAAUUGUUGCAUCAAAACUAUUAAUUUAUUGUUUAGGAAAAUCCCCUUUCUAAUAAUUACUCCUUUUAUUACACUAUGGUUUACCACUGGCAAUCUCACAAUGUCAAACUCUCGGGGGUGGAUGACAUGGUUCUACUGUCAACUGUUACUGAUGAUGCUAUCGUGGAUAACCUCAAGAAACGAUAUAUGGAUGAUUAUAUUUUUACCUGUAUUGGGCCAGUACUGGUGUCUGUCAACCCCUUCAAGCAGAUGCCAUAUUUUGGGGACAAAGAGAUCGAGAUGUAUCAAGGAGCAGCUCCAUACGAGAAUCCCCCUCACAUUUAUGCUUUGGCAGACAACAUGUUCCGCAAUCUCAUCAUUGACAGUGAGAACCAGUGUGUUAUCAUCAGCGGAGAGUCAGGGGCAGGCAAGACUGUGGCAGCCAAGUACAUCAUGGCCUACAUUGCUCGUGUGAGUGGUGGAGGUUCCCGAGUGCAGAGGGUCAAGGACGUCAUCCUGCAGUCCAAUCCACUUUUGGAAGCCUUCGGCAAUGCCAAGACUGUACGGAACAACAACUCCAGCCGAUUUGGCAAGUAUGUUGAGAUGCAGUUUGGUGCUGGAGGCCAGCCAGAGGGAGGGAAAGUGUCCAACUUCUUGCUGGAGAAAUCAAGAGUGACAUCGCAGAAUCCUGGAGAACGAUCCUUCCACAUCUUCUAUCAGCUGUGCUGUGGCACAGACCAGCAGACUAAACGAGAGUUGGGUUUGGUACAGAUGGAGCUGUUCCUGUAUCUCAGUGGAGGUGGCAGCCAUAAGGUUGAAGGCACCAAUGAUGCACAUGACUUCAACGAAACCUUAAAAGCCAUGAGCGUGAUGGGACUGGGUGAGCAGCAGCAGAGCGACAUUCUGAGGACUGUGGCUGCGAUUCUUCACCUUGGCAACGUCACCUUUACCGAGAAGGGAAACUACGCAGAGAUCGCCACUCCACCAAGUCUACAGUUCACGGCACACCUGCUGCAAGUAGAGAAGGAACAGUUGAGUUCCAAGCUGCGUAGCCGCAAGUUCGACAGCAAGUGGGGCAGUGUGGCUGACUCUAUAGAUGUAACCCUGACCUUGGAGCAGGCCACAUACACACGAGAUGCCCUAGCCAAGGCUCUCUAUGCCAGACUCUUUGACUUCCUAGUUAAGCAAGUGAAUGAAGCCAUGCAGACAAGAGUGGAGGGGAACAGUAUCGGAAUUCUGGACAUCUAUGGGUUUGAAAUAUUCAGCAGAAAUGGUUUUGAGCAGUUCUGCAUCAACUUUGUCAAUGAAAAGUUACAGCAGAUAUUCAUCCAACUGACACUCAAGGCUGAGCAGGAAGAGUAUGUGGCAGAGAACAUCAAGUGGACACCGAUAGAGUACUUCAAUAAUCAAGUGGUGGUGGAACUGAUGGAGGAUCGCAACCCUCCGGGGGUGUUCUGUGUGCUGGACGAUGUGUGCGCUACUCAGCACGCUGUCAACCGUGGUGUCGACAUAGACUUCCAAAAGAAACUCAACAAUGCAGUGAACACCCACGACCAUUUUUCGCUAACGAGAGAAGGCUUUGUGAUCCGCCACUAUGCCGGCAAUGUGUCGUACACUGUAGAGGGCUUCUGUGACCGCAAUCGUGAUGUGCUCUUUCUGGACCUCAUUCAGCUCAUGCAGUCAAGCAACAAUGCUUUCAUGCGGAGCCUAUUCCCAGACGAGUUUGCUGCAGCUGGCAAGACCAAAUCUCGGCCGACCACCGCAGGCAGCAAGAUCCGCAGUCAGGCCAACAAGUUGGUGGACAAGCUCAUGGCUUGCAGUCCUCAUUACAUCAGGUGUAUUAAGCCCAAUGAGAACAAAAGGCCGAAGGACUUUGACUCUGAGAGAGUACACCACCAAGUGGAAUAUCUGGGCUUGAGAGAGAACAUUCGUGUGAGGCGUGCGGGAUUCGCUUACAGACGAGCCUUCGCCAAAUUUCUUCAUAGAUACGCAGUUUUGACCAAAGAAACAUGGCCCCGGUGGACCAAAGAUGUCAGACAAGGGACAGAAUGGAUCCUGCGCAGUGUUGGGCUGGACGGUUCUCACUAUCAGCUGGGCAAGACUAAAGUGUUUAUUAAGGCUCCUGAAACGUUGUUUCUGCUGGAGGAGCAGAGAGAGCGCAGGUUCAACGUCUAUGCUCGAGUCAUCCAAAGAGCGUUCAAGAAAUAUUUUGCACAAAGGCAAAAGGAGCGUCAAAAAGCAGAGGCUGUCUCAUUGGUGCAUGGAAAGAAGCAAAGGAGGAAAUAUUCCAUCAACCGAUAUUUUACCUGUGAUUAUAUUGGAUUGGACUCAAAACCUGGUUUACAAAAUUUAAUAGGCAGAAGAGAAAAAGUUGUGUUUGCAGAAACUGUCAAGAAAUACGAUCGAAGGUUUAAGGUUGCAAGAAGGGAUCUAAUAUUAACGUCAAAAGCUCUUUAUCUCAUCGGCAGAGAAAGAGUAAAAAGAUCAAUUUGGUACUCAUGGCAAGACCCCAAUUAUCAAGAAGUGGUUAAGAGAAAGAUUGACUUUGACCAGAUCGGAGAUGUGACUCUCAGUCCACUGCAGGAUGAUUUUGUGGUGAUUCACCUGAAGAACGACUACGACAGCCUGCUGGAGAUUGUGUUCAAGACUGAGUUCUUGUGUGCUUUGGCCAAACAGUACCGAGCCAAUUCAAACCGAGACUUGCCCAUCAGAUUCCUUAACAGCUGUGAGUUUCGAGUCAAAAAACUUGCCUGGGGAGGAGGAGGGGUGCGAACUGUCAAGUUUGUGGAAGGUUCCAUGACGAACCAGGCUGUGCUCACAACAAGUGGUAAAACACUGACAGUCACGAUAGGCCCUGGCUUACCUGCAGACUCUAGGCCAGUGCAGAGGGUAAUACCAACUAUGACUCGAGCCCCCCACAGACCUGCUGCUGCGGUGAGACCACCUGCUCCAGCUAGAACAGCUCCUCCUCCACCACCAGUCACUACCAUCUUCCACCCUCGUGGCAGUAUCAGAGCACCACCCCCGCCCAGUGAGCCCGCACCACCCAACCAGCCUAAGCUGCAGAGGGUAACGCCUAGUCAGAUGAACCAAGUCCUUGCUGCUGCGGCCAAUAAACAGAUCCUUCUCAAUGUGUCCUUGAGGCCAGCAAACAAACCAAAGCCGGAGCUACCAGACAAGCCUCAGCUGCCGAGAUGUCGUGCGCUCUACGAUUACAGUGCUCAGGACCUGGACGAAAUCUCGUUCAAGGAGGGAGACAUUAUUGACCUUAUCAAAGAACAUGAAGGAGGAUGGUGGACUGGACGCCUGCGAGGGAAGGAAGGACUGUUGCCUGCCAACUAUGUACAAAAGCUUUAACCGUAACAAAAGUGAUUUAGUCCUAACAUGA